AUGGCAAGCGACAAACCCACAACAAGCGACAAACCCACUGUUCUUAUCGUUGGAGCCGGUCUGGGAGGUCUCAUGCUAGGAGCCCUCCUCGAAAAGGCCAACAUCCCGUAUGCCAUCUUUGAGCGCACAGCUGUCGUCAAGCCCUUGGGAUCGGCUUUGAUGAUUGGAGCGGCCAUCAUCCCCAUCAUGGAACAGCUUGGUUGUGUUGACGAGUUCUUGGCUCUUGGAAAGGCUACACCCGAAGUCACCGUCGGCAAGGAUGGUCAAGGAGCGCUGUAUACCGUCAGUACCCGUCCCCAAUUCGAAUAUACGGGGUACUACAACUACAUUGUGGCACGUCCAUUCUUCUACGACAUGAUGUUACGCCAGGUGUCCAAGGACAAGCUCCACUUCAACAAGCGAGUCCUGACCAUCAGCCAGGAAGAGGAGCGGGUCACUAUCCAAACUAACGACAAUUGUGUCUACGAGGGAGAUAUCCUUGUCGGAGCUGACGGUGCCUACAGUGCGGUCCGUAAGCGAAUGUACGACGCUCUCAAGCAGGAGGGUAAACUCCCUAAGUCAGAUCAGGAAGAAUUGCCAUUCAAAUCGACUUGUCUUGUCGGUCAGACCCAGCCUAUGGACUUUGCUGAUUUCCCAGAGUUCAACAAGGACCAGGUUGCGUUCUACAACACCAUGGCUGCGGACCAGCCCUAUACUUGGGUUAUCUUUGCUACUGCACAAUCUACAAUUGCUUGGAUGGUCAUUCACCAUCUGGACAAGGAAUCGAGCAAGGCCGCGGAAGAACAGCGUUUCCGCGAGUCUGAGAACUCGCAGUGGGGAUCGCAUGCAGCCAUGGAGAUGUGUGAUGAGACGCGCGACUUUCCUCUGCCUAUUGGCACCAAGAAGAUGACCAUGGGAGACUUGUACGAUUUGACUCCUGUAGAUAUGAUUUCCAAGGUUAUGUUAGAGGAGAAAGUGUUCCAGACCUGGUACUCUGGCCGCAUUGGUCUUCUUGGUGAUGCGUGCCACAAGUUGAACCCCUCGGGAGCACAGGGUGCAGUUUCGGCCAUGCACGAUGCGAUUGCUCUUGCCAACCUGAUCUACGCCCUUCCCCCUCGCUCACAUGCCUCAGAUAUCGAGAAGAUGUUCUCUGAAUACCAAACGGAGCGUCUUGUGCAUGUCACAGAGUCGUUCAACAACAGCAAGGCGAUUUCCAAAGUCAUGGAGCGAGGAUUGGUCGGAACGAUUGCGCUUUUCAUCCGGACACAUUUUCCAUCGUGGUUGAUGAAGAUCAUGAUUAGAAGGCAGAUAUUGAACCGUCCCCAGGCGGGUUUCUUGGAGACGAUUCCGUUGAAGGGAAGUGUUCCUGCCAUUGUGUCGCCAAGUACUGAGAAGGCUAGGGCGGUUUAUGAGCAGCGUACUGCUACACCCAUUUAA
This is a messenger RNA of Linnemannia hyalina, 1416 nucleotides long. The record is from the annotation of a GenBank genome assembly. NCBI's taxonomy places the organism in Eukaryota, Fungi, Mortierellomycota, Mortierellomycetes, Mortierellales, Mortierellaceae.